This is a messenger RNA of Hyaloscypha bicolor E, 870 nucleotides long. RefSeq lists its product as uncharacterized. The record is from RefSeq and is a predicted model, not a curated record. Bases 1 to 870 code for a protein of 289 amino acids. Lineage: Eukaryota; Fungi; Ascomycota; Leotiomycetes; Helotiales; Hyaloscyphaceae. The transcript has 2 exons.
AUGACACUAAGCCCCCUUAACAACGAAGACCUGUGUGACUCGGAAAUCGUCCAACACUGCGCAGACCCGCAUCGUCAACUCGUCGGCGCAUCAAAAAAUGUAGUUAGAUUGUCGGAUGACACGGUCGUGAAGUUCGGCUGGGACGUGACAGCCGAAGAAGCCAGCAACAAAAGACGAGCUUUCGAGCUCCUCGAUCGAAAAAUCGUUCGCGUCCCGCAGGUGUACCGCUAUUUCAGCCAAAGCAAUGGGCAGGGUUGGCCUAAAUCGGGGUAUAUCGUCAUGGAAUACAUCCGUGGGAAGGUCCUGGGGGAAGACGAAACCUCGAGUAACGAGCAAGUUAAGCGGAUUGCUCAAAUACUGCACUAUUUCUCGACUCUACAGGGCGACCACCCUGGCCCUCUGGAAGGGGGCAUAUCACUUGGGCUUCUCUGGGAGGAAAACGGAAAGCCGGUGUUUAAGAAUAUGCAGCAGAUGGAGAAAUGGUUGAAUUUCAGACUACCGGACGUCGAGUCUAAGUUAGGUAUUAUGAGCUAUCCAUUGGUACUAUGUCAUUUGGACCUUGCGCCUCGGAAUUUCGUCUGGUUGGCCGAUGGAUCGGCCUCUUUGCUCGACUGGUCUUCAGCUGGCUUCUACCCACGCUUCUUCGAAGUCUGCAUGCUGAAAAUUAUGGAGUGUGCUCAUGGCAAUUACGAGCUUGACUUAAUAGAAAGAAUAGAGAAGCUCACGGAAGAUGAAGAGAACCAAAUGCAGCUUUUACAGCGGUCGUUCUACAAUGGCAUCAAGUAUUCAUUUGUAAGUCUCUCUGUAACAGCUACAGAUCUGCUGGGGCUAACAUUCGUCAAGCCAAAGAUCCAUGAGACUUUGGAAUGA